AUGCAUUUUAUGAGCGACAACAAAACGUUUCAGCAGAAUGUAGAUGCACUAAAAGUGAGCAUAGUGGACAUGGAUAUAGCCAUGAGAGGCGCAAAGACUAAUUACUUGAAUAUGAUGGAAGAAUUCAGGUCGGAAAAGCAACUACAUGGGAAUAGAGACGUUUUAGACGGUGUUGAAAACGCGCUCGACAAAAUAGUUGGAGUAUGCGAGAGCCACAAAAAUGCGCUGCAAGAAUUGAUGGUUUCCUUUGUGAUGGCAGCUGAGUCACUGGUACCGCAGAUGUUCAACAAUGAGCAGCCUAGGAGUCAGGUAUCUAUCCAGUCUCCCCAGAAGUCGGACACAGCUGCAGAACUAACAGAAUCACUGGCAAAAGACAUCCCUUCGGCCAUAGUACAACAGGAAGAAGUUGACAUGUCCACUCCACCCACUCCAGAGUCUGAUCCAAUACCAACUGCAUCAUCUUAUACGGCCUAUUCUGCCUUAAAAAGUAAGAAAGGCAAAAAAUAUAAAUAUCAAUCUAAACGACCCCUAGGUAUUUAA
This is a messenger RNA of Blumeria graminis f. sp. triticale, 540 nucleotides long. NCBI's taxonomy places the organism in Eukaryota, Fungi, Ascomycota, Leotiomycetes, Helotiales, Erysiphaceae. The record is from the annotation of a GenBank genome assembly.